GUCGCGGUCCUCCAGCGUCUAGACGUGACGGGCGCGUGCGCCGGAAGUGCACGCAGCAGGCCGGAAGUGAGAGCUGCGUCGCGGACCCGAGAUGAAACCCGCCGUGGACGAGAUGUUCCCUGAGGGCGCCGGGCCCUACGUGGACCUGGACGAGGCUGGGGGCAGCACCGGGCUCCUGAUGGACUUGGCGGCCAAUGAAAAGGCAGUGCACGCAGACUUCUUCAAUGAUUUUGAAGACCUCUUUGAUGACGAUGAUGUCCAGUGAGACUGUCUGCUGUGCCUCGGCCACGGCCCUGUGACACAUGGCGUGGGGACUCAGGACAGGGUCAGGUGGAUUCAGAGACCGCUCGAGAAUGAUGGAAGAGCUGAUCAGCUGACCACUUGGACAGGCCAGUCAUGUCCCCCGGGACCAGCUUGUCCUUGUCUCAAUUAAAAGAAAGCAAUGCCAUCA
This is a messenger RNA of Dipodomys spectabilis (banner-tailed kangaroo rat), 451 nucleotides long. It is a transcript of the gene Cops9, whose product is annotated as COP9 signalosome subunit 9. The transcript is spliced from 3 exons. Bases 92 to 265 code for a protein of 57 amino acids. Gene Ontology annotation, biological process: negative regulation of protein neddylation. Lineage: Eukaryota; Metazoa; Chordata; Mammalia; Rodentia; Heteromyidae. The record is from RefSeq and is a predicted model, not a curated record.